Sinocyclocheilus rhinocerous is the source of this 1105-nucleotide messenger RNA. RefSeq names its product ribonucleases P/MRP protein subunit POP1-like. Gene Ontology annotation, cellular component: ribonuclease MRP complex; nucleolar ribonuclease P complex. Gene Ontology annotation, biological process: tRNA 5'-leader removal. The transcript is spliced from 2 exons. Lineage: Eukaryota; Metazoa; Chordata; Actinopteri; Cypriniformes; Cyprinidae. The record is from RefSeq and is a predicted model, not a curated record. Bases 350 to 670 code for a protein of 106 amino acids.
ACAAAAAAAAGAGGAAAGUUAAAAACUGGUCAAGCAGCCUCACUGGACCGCUUGAGAUGGACUGAUCAGUGGGUUGAGACGACACUCAAGAGCUUCCACUGCAGAAUAACGCUGCUGUUAGUUACUGACAUACAGAACUAAUCACAUCUGCGUUUCAAAGCUUUCCACAUCAGUCACUCUGAAAACAAGAUGCACCUUCACUGGAGUCACAGGCGACGCGUAGUUAACCUGUAUUUCUCCAGGAACAUCAAGGAUAGAUGUUCAGCGUUUCUGCCGCCUCGCGCUCCGUUACUUCACUUCAUACAUCAGACGCUCAUAAGUGUGUUUUGUAGGUGUUGGUGGCCUCCACAUGAGUGUCAAACACUCCCAGUUUAUGGGGCAGCCUCACUUCCCUCACGAUUACCCAGACUGCCCUGCAGGACAGCGCUUCCAAUCAGAGCAGGAGGCGGAGCUUCUAGAAAAGUUCAAAAGACGUCCUCCAUCCAAACGCACCAACUACAUCAAACACGGCUGCUUGGCGCCUUUCCGUUGCCCCUGGCAACAGCUGACGGAGGAGUGGGAGGAGCUAGUGAGCACAGAGACGGCUAGCGGCUGCAGAACUGGACCCUUCACUGUUCUGAGGUCAGUCACACGCUACACCACAGAGACGAUCGAUCGCUGUGCCACAUGAUCGUCUCUGUGUCUGCAGGAGUCUGAAGGCGCUGUCGGCGCUCCUCACCUUUGACCCCUGUGGCGGCUGCGGAGCUAUGGCGGGAAUGUGGGUGGAGUCUGGUGUGGGUGCGUCUGCAUCUGUUGAGCAAAGGCCAGCCGGCGCUGCAUGCCCCGACGACCUCUGACCUCCAGCGGCUGCUUCAGGACGCACACAGCAGUGGGCCGCAGGAUCCUGGGCUCAGAGAGCAGCUCAAGCGGGGCGAUGUGAGGAGCGUGCCCCGUGUUCUGCCCCACUGCAGCCGGCUGACGCUGGGAGACUUCUCUCUGGCUGCAGCUGGAGCAUCAGCAGCGACGUGUGUAGCAGUCUGUGCUCAGCAUGACUUCUGUUCUCAUUAGGCUGCUGUUUGAUCACAGACCGAUGCGUGUCGCACCUCACAGACUCAAUAUACGGGAG